AACUCCUGCAAAACAUUGUGCCGGUCAGUCAUUUAGUGGACACCUAACUAUUUAAAAAUACCACAAUGAAAUACUUUCUGCUCAUAAUUUCUGCCGUCGUCGCAGUCACGUCCGCCGGCCACGUGGACCUCGCCUUAAAGGACAAAGUUGCUCUGGGACUCGUCACCGAGGCGAUAAUCGAGCUACCCCAAAUUACAUCGGAAAUUGAAGCAAACACCACACUCCAAUCCUUAUCUGGAGACGAAAAGGUGGCUCAGCUCGUCUCAAAUUUACAGAAACUUACGAAAUCCUCGCAAUUCGGCAUUGUCUCUGCUGCUCAAGACCUCGGCUUGGAAACGGUACAAUUUUGGGUGUCAAACAUCAUCCUAGUGAAAGGACUCACGCUUCAAAAACUGGUCGCCUUGGAGAAAGUUGAGGGAAAUUUUGUCGUCCGGGAACAAAAUGUGGUAUCAAUUUUAGGCCAAGAGUUUGAUAAGGGGUUUAAUGCCACUCAGCAGAUCCCACAGUGGGGUGUCGAAAGGAUUCGGGCCCCAGAAGUCUGGGCCAGCCUGACGCGAGGAGAAGGCUCUGUCGUUGCCAUCAUCGACACUGGCGUAAAUCUUGGUCACGUCGCACUUUCUCCGGGGUACGCGGGUGCCUGGCUCGACCCAUAUUACGCCACACCCGGCCCAACUGACCAACAAGGUCACGGAAGUCAUGUCAUGGGAACGGUACUAGGUCGCGAGAACGGCGUCGGCGUUGCCCCUGGCGCGAGUUGGAUCGCUUGUCGCGGUCUGAACCACCAAGGCUCCGGAACGGAAGCGGUUCUAACUCAAUGCGCCCAAUUCAUGCUGACGGCCAAUCCACGCCCACACAUCGUCUCGAACUCGUGGGGCGGUGGCUCUGGCGACACGUGGUUCAACUCGCAAAUUAAUGCCUGGAGAGCGGCAGGAAUGAUUCCGAUUUUCGCGAUAGGAAAUUCAGGGUCGGCUUGUCGAUCCGUAAACUCUCCGGGGGACCAGCCUAACGUGAUUUCCGUUGGGGCGACUAGCCAAAUGGAGGCCGUGGGGUCAUUUUCGUCACGCGGACCUUCCCAGUCUGGGGGGAUUAAACCCGACUUUGUCGCCCCGGGGUCGAACAUCGUGUCGUGUGGGACGGGGGCAAAUAAUUAUGUGACGAUGUCAGGAACGUCGAUGGCGACCCCGCAUAUGGCUGGCGCCGUGGCGCUUUACUUGGCGCAUUUCCCAACGCAAGGUUACGCCGAUGUGUACGAUGCCUUUGCCAGGACGGCGGUUAAGCCUCCCUUGAGUGAUGUGGAUUGCGGACUUCCAGAGAGUGGAUAUUAUCCGAAUUAUGUGUAUGGUCAUGGUCGUAUUGAUGUCGCGGCGGCGAUGGGACUUUAAUUAUUAUGAGGGUUUAAUUAAUUUUGUGUAAUUAAAUGGUAUACAUGCAUAAGUAAUUAAUUUGAAUAAAUUAUAAUCUGUUUUGAUUGAUGUAUACAAAGUGUAGAUUGCAAGUUAAUUUGCAUGCACAAUAUUACUCAAUAUCUGUUAACAAGUAAACUAACUUAACGUAUCAAUAUCAGCUCUGACUUAUCUCCACGAGUAACAGUUUAGAGGUCGGAUCAUUUACUGAGUUACUGGCAUCUCAUUCAGACACUGUAAAGUAACAGUCGUUAACUGUACAAUUAAGUAUUUUAAAUAAAAUCGUGUCCCAGAAAAUUCUCCAGCAAUGUUUGAAUUUGGUAAAUUUUUUGUCGCCCUUCUCCUGGCCGUGGUCGCAUGGGGCGAGUAUGAAAUCAAAAUAUAUUCCGAUUAUGAUCAGCGAGGCGAAUUUAUCACAAUUGACGCAAAAAUUCCCGAUCUCUCGGAAUCAAAGGAAUUUUUAAGCAGAGCGAAAUCAUUCUGUGUAAAUUCUACAAAUCGUUGGUCUGCAUUUCGUGACACGAAUUAUGACAUUUUCCUCGACGCCUUUACCACAUGUGGAAACUACAAUUAUUUCCAUCUCGCAAAUUCGCUUCGAUUUCUGGGACCGGCCGACACUACAAUUCCAGCCAUCACGGUGACCUCGGGGUCACACGGGAAUGUAAAUGGAGGUCGGGAACUUAUCAUUGGAGUGGAUGAAGCGACAAGUUUUGGAUUCGUUCCUGUCCGUAGCAUCGUUUUGACGGGGAGGUCCAACUGGACGCUAUUUUUUGGGGAGAAUUUCUCCGGAGUGAGUUGGUGUUAUCGGGGUGGAGACUUGGAUUAUUCGGUUAAAUCUCUUUUACAUGAUUUCGCCUCGGUGAGGAAGGGGUGUUAGGGAUGGAAAAAUACAAAAAACGUAGAAGGGCAAAUUUUGCAAAGUUGUGAUGUGUGGCAUAAUAUCUCUAUGCAAAUAAGCAUGCAGUGACAUACAUACUUACUUAUUGCAAUAUACCUAUUUAAAUAAGUUUUAUCUAUUACUUGAA
Molecule: messenger RNA, 2428 nt
Organism: Folsomia candida
Lineage: Eukaryota; Metazoa; Arthropoda; Collembola; Entomobryomorpha; Isotomidae
Product: bacillopeptidase F
Exons: 3
Coding region: 66-1382 (438 amino acids)
Biological process (GO): proteolysis
Molecular function (GO): serine-type endopeptidase activity
Source: RefSeq, a predicted model, not a curated record